UCACACAGAGAGAAGAAAAAUAAAGAAGAGAGAAAUAUUGUUAUCUUGUAAUCUCUCAAAUGGGUAGAGAAGAAAAGAAAAUGGAUAUCGAUCUUUCCCUGAAAAUAGACACUGAAGAUAAAGAAGAAGGAGAGGAAGAAGAAGUUCAAGAAGUUCGAGAAGUUGAAGAGAAUGGUGAAGAAAAGAAGGUAGCAGAUUUGCAAGAAACAAAUGAUAAUGAAGCAACAGCAACAACAGGUACAGGUGGAGAAGUAGUAGAUGAUUCUUCUGUAGAAUUAUCCUUGCAAGAUAACACUAAAGCAGAAGAGUUAUCUGUUCUGAAAGUGGAGAUGAAUAGAAUGAAAGAAGAGAACAAAGUCUUGAGAAGAGUACUAGAACAAACCAUGAAAGAUUACUAUGAUCUUCAAAUGAAAUUUGCAGUUAUUCAGCAGAAUACCCAGAAGGAUCCACAUAUCUUUCUCCCACUUAAAGAUAGUGACAAGAAAGCUCUUCAAGAACCAAAGGGAUCAGUUCCAAAAUUUUUGGAUGCUAAUAAUCAAAGAAGUUUAUCACCUUUAUUACCAAAGGAUAAUGAUAGGAUUAUAGGAGAAAAAGAAUUAAACCUGUCAUUAAGGCUGCAAACUGAUCACUCAGAUCAUCAUCUUCAAGAAAGAGAGGAAGAUUAUAAAGAAGAGAAUAAGGAAGAAAAUGGAAACUAUUCUUGGGUGCAAAAUGAUAAUAAUAAUAAGCUUCAAAGAACUGAUCAUCACUUGGCUGGAAUCACUACUCAUGCUGCUUCUCUACCCAACAGAAAAGCUAGGGUUUCCGUCAGAGCUAGAUGCCAAGCAGCAACUAUGAAUGAUGGCUGUCAGUGGAGAAAAUAUGGGCAGAAAAUUGCGAAGGGCAAUCCUUGCCCUCGAGCCUACUAUCGUUGCACAGUAGCUCCAGGAUGCCCAGUCAGGAAACAGGUGCAAAGAUGCCUAGAGGACAUGUCAAUACUCAUAACAACUUAUGAAGGAAACCAUAAUCACCCACUUCCUGUGGGUGCAACAGCUAUGGCAUCAACUGCUUCAGCAGCUGCUUCCUUCAUGUUAAUGGAAUCUAGCAAUCCUUUCUCUGAUGGGAUUCCUAAUUUCACCCAAUCAUCAUCACUCCCAUAUCGCGGGGGCGGCAUGGGCCCCCACAUGUUUUACCCUCAUUCAACACCUUUCAGAAGCAUAAACCCUAAUGAUCCUUCUAAAGGAAUUGUUCUUGAUCUUACAAACGAUACUACUCAUCAUGAUCAUCCUCCAGAAAAAUUCCCAUUACCCAUCUCAUCAUCAUCAUCAUCAUCAUCAUCACCAGCGCUACCCUUAUUUUCUUGGAUGCAAAACAAGUCAUCAUCAAGUCACCAAAAUAAUGGGAAUAAUAAUGCUAGUAGUACUGUUGCUAGUACUCACUUUACUAGGCUUAGAGUGGAUGAAAGGGGAUGGAAUAAAGGUGAAGAUGAAGACAAAUCACUAGCUGAAAAUGUUACAGCUAUUGCAUCUGAUCCAAAGUUUAGGGUUGCUGUUGCUGCUGCUAUCACUUCUCUCAUCAAUAAAGAAAAGGGUGCCCCUCAAGCUAUGGGGUCUUCAUUGGUUCCUAGUAAGGAGGGGGAAGGUGGUAACUCUGGUAGCAAGAAUUGGAUUCUUGAAUCUCUCUCUGCUGCAAGUGGUAAGCCAAUCAGAAAUUCAUCACCUUGAAAAAAAUCUGCACAAGAUCAAUAAUUAUUCAAAAACAUCAAUUAGGAUAUACACAAAUUAUGUAAUAUUAACCUUGUUUAGAUUUUGUUAUUGUGUUCUUCCCAAUAAAACUCAUACAGGAUUGAUCAA
Hevea brasiliensis (rubber tree) is the source of this 1832-nucleotide messenger RNA. RefSeq names its product probable WRKY transcription factor 9. Gene Ontology annotation, molecular function: DNA-binding transcription factor activity; sequence-specific DNA binding. The record is from RefSeq and is a predicted model, not a curated record. The coding region runs from base 60 to 1703 and encodes 547 amino acids. The transcript is spliced from 5 exons. NCBI's taxonomy places the organism in Eukaryota, Viridiplantae, Streptophyta, Magnoliopsida, Malpighiales, Euphorbiaceae. Gene Ontology annotation, biological process: regulation of DNA-templated transcription.